AUGUGCUUCUCCAUUCGAAAUCCGAUCAAUGAACCGCGAAAUCCUAAUUACGAGAAAGAUAUAGCGUACGUGACGAAAUAUAACAAAUGGGUUCUUACUUGUAUUGGCAUUUGGCCGAUAGUACUAAAAAAUAUAAAUAAAAUUUUACCGAAAAUAGUGAUUGGGAUCAAUAAUUCAUUGUGUUCUUUUAUCCUAAUCCAAAGUGCAUUGCAUAUUAUAUAUGAGGAGAAAGAUAUAUUGCUAAGAUUGAAGAUUCUCGGUUUAAUUUUUUUCUCUUUCAUAUCAUUGAUGAAAUAUUGGGCUCUAACGAUACACAAACCGGAAAUCAAAUAUUGCAUCGAACAGGUGCAAUCAGAUUGGAAACAGGUAGAGAUGGAAAAUGAUCGCGAACUUAUGUUAAAAUAUGGAAUACUCGGCCGAAAUUUGACCAUUUAUAGUAUUUUGUUCAUGUACAUCGGUAGUAUUACUUAUAUGUCUAUUACACAGUAUGCAAUGGGAUCGCAGAUUAAUGAACAUAAUCAAACGAUUAAAGUGUUGAUUUAUCCUACAUAUGGUUAUAAUAUUCAAAAAAGUCCAGUUUAUGAAAUAAUAUAUGGUGUUCAAUUUAUGUGCGGAUAUGUCGUCGACACUGUAACAUCUGGUGCUUGCGGUUUGGCAGCACUUUUCGUAACCCAUGCCUGUGGACAAAUCGAUAUUAUUACGUCUCGAUUGGAUGAUAUAGUUGCUGGACAAUUCUACAACAAAACUUUAAAUCCGAAUAUACGACUGAUGGCAAUUAUUAAACAUCAUAUAAGAAUUUUAAAAUUUUCAGCAGUAGUUGAAACAAUUUUGCAAGAAGUAUUCUUUUUGGAAUUCAUUGGUUCUACUUUUGUAAUAUGUUUGCUUGAAUAUUAUUGCAUUGCGGAUUGGGAACAAAAAAAUAUAAUUAGUCUGACAUCAUAUGUAUUACUAUUAAUAUCAUUGACGUUUAAUAUGUUCUUAUUAUGCUAUAUUGGUGAUCUUCUAAUACAAAAGAGUAGCAACAUCGGAGUAGCCGUGUUCAUGAUUGACUGGUUUCACUUACCAACAAAAACGAUUCAAAAUCUUAUUUUGAUCAUGGCUAUGUCGAAUAAUCCGGCAAAACUUACUGUCGGUAGGAUAGUUGAUUUAUCUUUGUCUACUUUUGGAAAUGUUUUAAAGACGACAUUUGUGUACUUAAACUUCCUUCAGACUGCUGUUAUGCAAUAAUCUUAUAUAAAUGUUUUUAUAACAGAAGCACGCAUGCGAUAUUAUGAGCGCAAGCUCAACAAAACCAUCACCAGACUAUUACAAACAGUCGUUUUCCAACUGUUCAACAACAUGCACGUCUCUGUUCGAGAUCCGAUCAACGAACCGCGAAAUCCUAAUUACAAGAAAGAUAUAGCUUAUGUGACAAAACAUAACAAAUGGGUUCUUGCUUCUAUUGGCAUUUGGCCAACAGUGUUAAAAAAUAUCGGUAAAAUUUUACCGAAAAUCGUGAUUGGAUUCAAUAAUUUACUGUGUUUUUUCACCCUGAUUCAAAGUGCAUUACACAUCAUAUUGGAGCAAAAGGAUACAUUAUUAAGAUUGAAAUUUCUUGGUUUAAUUUUUUUCUCCUUCAUGUCAUUGAUGAAAUAUUGGGCUUUAACACUACGCAAACCGGAAAUUGAAUACUGUAUCGAACAAGUGCAAUCAGAUUGGAAACAGGUAGAGAUAGAAAAUGAUCGCGAAUUAAUGUUAAAAUAUGGAAUAAUUGGCCGAAAUUUGACCAUCUAUAGUAUUUUGUUCAUGUACCUUAGUGGUAUUAUAUAUAUUUCUAUUAUGCAAUAUGCGAUGGGAUCGCAGAUUAAUGAACAUAAUCAAACAAUUAAAAUGUUGAUUUAUCCUGCAUAUGGCGGUUACAAUAUUCAAAAAAGUCCUACUUAUGAAAUUAUAUAUGGUAUUCAAUGUAUAUGCGAAUAUGUCUUCGACACUAUAGCAUCUGGUGCUUGUGGUUUGGCCGCUCUUUUCGUAACCCAUGCAUGUGGACAAAUUGAUGUUAUUAUGUCUCGAUUGGAUGACAUAGUUGCUGAACAGUACAAAAAAAAUUCAAAUGCGAAUAUACGACUGAUGGCAAUUAUUAAACAUCAUAUAAGAAUUUUAAAGUAAAAAUAUGAAGAAGAUGUAAGUCAUUAUUUAUUGCUUGUGAAAACUAUUAUAUGUUAUUGUAGAUUUUCAGCUGUGGUUGAAACAGUUCUACAAGAAGUGUUCUUUUUGGAAUUUGUUAGUUCCACUUUUGUAAUAUGUUUACUUGAAUAUUAUUGCAUUACGGAUUGGGAACAAAAAAAUAUAAUUAGUCUGACAUCAUAUAUAUUACUACUAAUAUCAAUGACAUUUAAUAUGUUUUUAUUAUGCUACAUUGGUGAUCUUCUAAUAGAAAAGAGUGGUAACGUCGGAGUAGCCGUGUUCAUGAUUGACUGGUAUCAUUUACCAACGAAAACGAUUCAAAAUCUUAUCUUGAUCAUGGCCAUGUCGAAUACUCCCGCGAAACUUAGUGUCGGUAGAAUACUUGAUUUAUCCUUAUCUACUUUUGGAAAUGUUUUAAAAACGACAUUCGUAUAUUUAAACUUUCUUCAGACUGCUGUUAUGUAA
This is a messenger RNA of Apis laboriosa (Himalayan honeybee), 2628 nucleotides long. RefSeq lists its product as uncharacterized. Lineage: Eukaryota; Metazoa; Arthropoda; Insecta; Hymenoptera; Apidae. Gene Ontology annotation, molecular function: odorant binding; olfactory receptor activity. Gene Ontology annotation, cellular component: plasma membrane. Gene Ontology annotation, biological process: sensory perception of smell; detection of chemical stimulus involved in sensory perception of smell. The record is from RefSeq and is a predicted model, not a curated record.